Eublepharis macularius is the source of this 3491-nucleotide messenger RNA. It is a transcript of the gene PPP4R1, whose product is annotated as protein phosphatase 4 regulatory subunit 1. The transcript has 20 exons. Lineage: Eukaryota; Metazoa; Chordata; Lepidosauria; Squamata; Eublepharidae. Gene Ontology annotation, molecular function: protein binding; protein phosphatase regulator activity. Gene Ontology annotation, biological process: protein dephosphorylation. Bases 165 to 3029 code for a protein of 954 amino acids. The record is from RefSeq and is a predicted model, not a curated record.
GCUCGCGCGGUGCGAGGCUCUCCUGGGGACGCCCGGAAACGCCGCCUGGGCCCAAAGGCCGCAACUGCCACCCGGGCCGAUUCCUUCCCCUUAAACCUCCUUUUCCGACUCCCGCUGCAGGUUCAAUGUAGCCCCCGGAAUCGGGCGGGGAGGUUUACAGAAACAUGGCGGAUCUGUCGCUGCUCCAGGAAGACCUGCAGGAGGAGAUAGACGGAUUUGGUGUGGAUGACUACAGCUCAGAGUCUGAUGUGAUUAUUAUACCUUCAGCCGUGGACUUUGUCUCACAAGAUGAAAUGUUGACGCCUCUAGGAAGAUUGGACAAGUACGCCGCAAGUGAGAACAUUUUUAAUAGGCAAAUGGUGGCUCGAAGUUUGUUGGAUACUUUAAAAGAAGUGAGUGAGGAUGAGAGAGAUUGUAUUGCUGUACUGGAAAGAGUCAGCAGGCUAGCAGAUGAUUCCGAGCCAACAGUUCGAGCUGAAUUGAUGGAGCAGGUGCCUCAUAUUGCUUUGUUUUGUCAAGAAAACAGGCCUUCAAUUCCAUAUGCUUUUUCAAAAUAUUUAUUGCCUAUUGUGGUGAGGUACCUUGCAGAUCAGAAUAACCAGGUGAGAAAAACAAGCCAGGCAGCAUUACUUGUUCUGUUAGAGCAAGAACUUAUUGAACGAUAUGAUGUGGAGACCAAAGUAUGCCCAGUUCUUGUAGAGUUGACUGCUCCAGAUAGUCAUGAUGAUGUGAAGACAGAGGCUGUGGCCAUAAUGUGCAAAAUGGCCACUAUGGUAGGAAAGGACAUCACAGAGAGGCUCAUUCUUUCUAGAUUUUGUGAGAUGUGCUGUGACUGCAGAACAUUUCAUGUUCGUAAGGUUUGUGCUGCCAAUUUUGGUGAUAUAUGUAGUGUGGUCGGACAGCAAGCCACUGAAGAAAUGCUGCUGCCUAGAUUUUUCCAGCUUUGUUCUGAUAAUGUAUGGGGUGUGCGGAAGGCUUGUGCAGAAUGCUUCAUGGCUGUUUCAUGUGCCACAUCACAAGAAGUCCGUCGAACAAAGCUGUCAACUCUUUUUAUUAACCUUAUCAGUGAUCCUUCGCGAUGGGUCCGCCAAGCUGCCUUUCAGUCCCUGGGGCCUUUUAUAUCGACGUUUGCUAACCCAUCCAGCAGUGGUCAGUUUUUUAAAGAAGAAGAAUGUAAGAAUGCUGAGGAUCAGAACAUUGCAGAGGAACAUAGCAAUGAGAAAAAUAUGGAUUCAGAAGAUGUCCUAACCCAUGAUGUACAAAGCCAGACGGAGUUGUCUUUUGAUGAUGAUGACAGAGAUUUUGUAAAGACCCUUGAAACCACCAAGGAAGAGAGUAAUACUGAGUUGGUUCAUUACCAGAAUGAACCAGUUUUCCAGCCUGAGAUGAUGUUACAUUGCACUUUGUCUCAAGAUCCAUCCAGUGAAACUGCAGAAGCAAAUGAACAAAGCUUUGAUCAUGGUAGCAUAACAGUGCUUCCAGCACCUACAUUGAGUUUCCAGGAAAAUACCCUUUCAGAGCAGGAAUUAUAUAACUCAUUCCAUUUCUGGAGGACUCCGCUUCCUGAAAUAGAUAUUGAUUUAGAGCUUCAGGAAACUGCAGAAAUACUUGAUUCAGAAACUCAGGAAGGAAAACAGGAGGUUGUUGCACAGGCUUAUCCAAACAUUACUAUGGCAAAAAGGAAGGAGUUAGAAGAGAUGAUAGAAAAUUUGGAACCUCAUAUGGAUGAUCCAGACGUUAAAGCACAAGUGGAGGUUCUCUCUGCUGCCCUCCGAGCCUCAGGUCUGGACCCUCUGGAAGAAGCUACAGCAGGUAUUGGCAAGUUGGCAGAUUGUCAAAAUGAACUGAGGAUCAAAGACCAGCUGAACUGUAAAUUAAUUCAGGAUGACACUGUGCCUUCACUCAACAAUGCUGUUGAGAAUAUUGUAGAAUCUGCUCUUCGCUAUAUUCACAGUGAUUCAGACUUGAGCACUAACAAUAGUUUCAGUCCUGAAGAAGAAAAAAAAUCUAAAAUUCAGGACAUUGUACCUCAGGCUUUGCUGGACCAGUAUUUAUCCAUGACAGAUCCCUCCCGUGCUCAGACUGUUGAUACAGAAAUCGCUAAGCACUGUGCCUACAGCCUUCCAGGUGUGGCACUUGCCUUAGGUAGACAAAACUGGCACUGUUUGAAAGACACCUAUGAGACUCUAGCCUCUGAUAUGCAGUGGAAAGUUCGAAGAACAUUGGCAUUCUCUAUACAUGAACUUGCAGUCAUUCUUGGAGACCAGCUUACAGCUGGUGACUUGGUUCCAGUCUUUAAUGGCUUUUUAAAGGACCUUGAUGAAGUCAGGAUAGGUGUGCUUAAGCACCUACAUGAUUUUCUGAAGCUGCUUCAUCCUGAUAAAAGGCGGGAAUAUCUUUAUCAGCUUCAGGAAUUCUUAGUGACAGAUAAUAGCAGGAACUGGCGCUUCCGAGCUGAGCUGGCUGAGCAACUGAUCUUGCUUUUAGACCUGUAUAGUGCCAGAGACAUAUAUGAUUACCUACGACCCAUUGCUCUCAGCCUUUGCUCAGACAAAGUGUCUUCUGUUCGUUGGAUAUCUUACAAAUUGGUUAGUGAUAUGGUUAAGAAGCUGUAUAAUGCUCCAACACCAACCUUUGUAGUAGAUCUCAUGAAUGAGCUAGUUGAAAGUUUCUGUAGAUGCCCAAAGUGGUCUGGCCGACAAGCAUUUGUAUUUAUUUGCCAGACUGUCAUUGAAGAUGACUGUCUGCCAAUGGACCAAUUUGCUGAGCAUCUACUGCCUCAUCUGCUGCACUUGGCCUCAGAUAGAGUUCCAAAUGUUAGAGUCCUGCUUGCAAAAACCUUAAGGCAGACUCUUUUAGAGAAAGAAUAUUUUCUAAUCUGUGUCAAUUCGUAUCAAGAAGCUGUGGAACAGACAAUCAUGGCCCUUCAGAUGGAUAAUGACAGCGAUGUUAAAUACUUCGCAAGUGUUCACCCUGCCAGUACCAAAAUUGCUGAUGAUGCCAUGAGCACAGCCUCUUCAACAUAUUAAAAGUAUUCCGUGAACAUUACCAUAAUUUUAUUUUUUUAAAGUUAAAAAAUCACAGGGCAGUCCUCAAGUGAUCCUGUGAAAUGGAUGAUCUGAAACCUCCUUUUUCACGGAGGAGAGAUUCUCUUGUCAGACUUAACUUCAAUUGGAUGUUAUCUAAACCCAAGACCAAGGACUCUAAGAGUCAAAGGAAAAAAUAAACAUUACCUGUUGCAUUUUGACUCUAGAAAAACUUUGCUCAGAGAAUUGUAUUUGUCACCGAAGCCUUAAAUCUUCUGUCUUCCAGAAUAUGUGAAACUUGAAUUGGCAGAGCAUUUUCAGUGUAGAAGGGAUGUAGUUUCCAGAGACUGGCAUUUGUUUUCUCCAAAGGAGUUAACUUAGCUACCCCCCCCCCACACACACACACCUUUAGGAAAUGAUAGCUGAAAUUCUCAUGGUCUGUAAAGGCCAAUUUGUAACAAAUAG